Colossoma macropomum (tambaqui) is the source of this 1843-nucleotide messenger RNA. It is a transcript of the gene irak4, whose product is annotated as interleukin-1 receptor-associated kinase 4. The transcript has 11 exons. The record is from RefSeq and is a predicted model, not a curated record. Lineage: Eukaryota; Metazoa; Chordata; Actinopteri; Characiformes; Serrasalmidae. The coding region runs from base 303 to 1703 and encodes 466 amino acids. Gene Ontology annotation, molecular function: ATP binding; protein serine/threonine kinase activity; magnesium ion binding. Gene Ontology annotation, biological process: protein phosphorylation; signal transduction.
AUGUCAAACUCAUUAUCACUGUGUUGAGACUUCUCUCGGCUGAACAGACACGCUUGUGUUAUGCUUCACAAAUAGAGAUAUACAGUUUUUAACUAUGUCUGUCUCACAUACAGUAUGAAUGUAUGAGGAGGGGCUCGUUUCCGCGUGAAGGGGCGAUGUAGGUUAGCUAAAAGGGAAAUGACUUCAAACUGAGGAAGUUUCACAAUAUCGCAAAGGCCUUAGAGUAUGCGGGCCAGAUGUGUUCGCUCUUACUCUCAGAGUUAAUGUCAUAGUGUUUUACCUGGGUUCUGGAUCGGGUCAGUAUGAGCAGCGCUGUGACGGCAGACACCUUCAUCAGAAAGCUGAGUCAGUCCACCCUGAGGAAGCUCUCAGACUUUCUGGACCCGCAGGACGCGUGGAAAACUGUUCUGGUGGACAUCCAGAAACCCACAGGGGAGCCGAGGUACUCUCAGUUCCACCUCAGGAGAUUUGAAAGAUUGGUGGCCCAAGGUAAAAGUCCGACAGUAGAGCUGUUGUAUGACUGGGGGACCACAAACAGCACAGUGGGAGAACUGGUUGAAAUUCUUGUCAGACACAAGUUAUUAGCUCCUGCUAGAGUCCUUCUGCCAGAUGUAGCUGCACCACCUGCUGCCACAAACAGCAGAAGAGAAGCAAAAGAGGAUCCUCCUACUCUUUACCAAGAAGAGACUCAACUUUGUGCGGGGAUACUGACUAAAUCACCAGCAGUAGAAGAAACACCUUACAUACCACCUGACAGCACCACAGAACCAGAGGAAAAUCAGGAACCUAACGAUGAAGGAUUCUAUACUUUCACAUAUGAAGAGCUGACGCAGAUCACAGGGAGCUGGGAUGACAGGCCAGUUUCAGACGGGGGCAGGAAGCUGGGGGAGGGUGGGUUCGGAACUGUGUUCAAAGGCCUCCUCUACAGCACAGCUGUAGCAGUAAAGAAACUCAAUUUGGAAGAUGACUUGUCUCCAGAAGAACUGAAGACUCAGUUCAAACAAGAGAUACAGACACUGAAGAGCUUGAAACAUGUGAAUCUAGUGAAUAUGGUUGGUUACUCCAGUGAUGGCCAGCACCCAUGUUUAGUCUAUGCUUAUAUGUCUAAUGGUUCGUUAUUGGAUCGUCUAGCAUGUUUGGCAGGAAGCUCUCCUCUCUCUUGGCGAGUGAGGUGUGCAAUAGCACUGGGAACAGCCAGAGGACUGGAGUACCUUCACCAACACAACCACAUCCAUCGAGAUGUAAAAAGUGGAAAUAUUUUAUUGGAUGAAUCAUUCGUCCCGAAGAUUUCAGAUUUUGGGUUAACCCGUGCCUCGGCUAAGCGCUCAUGCACAACGGUGAUAACAGAGAGAAUUGUGGGUACGACGGCCUACAUGGCACCAGAGGCACUGCGAGGAGAGAUCACCCCCAAAUCAGAUGUGUUCAGCUUUGGAGUGGUGCUGCUGGAAAUAGUGUCUGGACUUCCUCCAGUUGAGGAAAACCGGGACCCAAAGCUUCUGUUGGAGAUGAAGGAUGAGAUAGAGGAUGAGGAGAUUACACUGGAGGAGUUUGUAGAUAAGAGAAUGGAAGACUGGGAUAUGGAGUCUGUGGAGAAGAUGUUUACUGUGGCUAGCCAGUGUCUGAAAGAAGGGAAGAACAGGAGGCCUCAGCUGAAGGAGGUGGCUGCUGAGCUGGAGGAUCUUACUCACUUAAAGCAGAACUGAGACUGAAAACACCUCUCAUAUUAUGUUAGAUGUAAAAUUCUUGAUUUUAGGUUUAAUUUUUUUUGAAAAAUGUAAAUAUUUGUAUGUAUGUUAGAACAGAGCUUUUAUAAUACUAAUUCUCAGCAGGCUUAUUAAAGAAU